UAGGGUUGCCAACUGGCCGGGACUGGCCGGGAUAUCCCGGAAUCAAGCACAUAUGUCCAGGCGAAAAACAAAAUAGCCCGGGACACGGGAUAAUCCCGGAAUUAAAAUAAUUUUGAUUGAUUUUUAACAAUUUUUAACAACGAACAUUAGGCAUAAUUCAUUUUUCGUUUUAAUUGACGACUGUCAACUUGUUGAUGUAGAUGGAGAAUGUACAGAGUUGGCAACGUUGCACUUAUUAGAAUUUCUGUCGGUUGGCAGGCGUGUUGGUCAUAAUCCCUGUUCCACAUAGAAAUAGCAGUGUCAUUUCUAUGAUGUUCCAAGUGUUUGCUGAGGUGAAGAAAAGUGUGGUUAGGUAAAUUAUUUCAACAGCCGGCGCCGGAUCCGCAGACUAGUUUUUAAUGCAAGUUAAUAUGAUAAAAAAAGGUUAAAUUAUUAAGCAAACUAAAAUGUCCGACCACGAAGAUGAUAAAACCAGAACUCCUCCGAAAAAAAUAAAAAGGUAUUGCUCAUUUGACAAGAGGUGGAUGGGGCAAUUUUCUUGGUUAACCGAGGUUGAUGUGUCUAGAGGAAAAUGCAAAUAUUGUAGAAGUGUAAUCACAAUAAAAUAUGAAGUCGUUCGAGCUCUUGAGAACCACGCAAAAUCGGCAAAUCAUCAAAAGUGCAUACGUGCAGCGGCGUCGAGUAGUUCAGCAGCCAAUUUUUUUAUACAAAGACAUACGGAUGAAGAGCUAUUGGUUUCCGCUACAGAGUUGACGCAGGUAUAUCAUGGAGUUGUUCAUCAUUUCUCAUACCUGGCCCAGGAUUGCACUUCCAAAUUAAACAUUGUCCUUUAUAGUGAUUCAAAAAUCGCAGCUAAAGUGAGGUGUGGUCGUACAAAGGCUACUAGUAUAGCUGAAAAUGUUUUGGCGCCAAAAUCACAAGAAAUGCUUUUAUCAGAUUUAAGAGAAUCAAAAUAUUUUUCUAUAGGAUCAGAUGCUUCCAAUAAAGGAAAUAUUAAGAUGUUUCCUCUAAUAGUGCAAUAUUUUAAAUGGUCCAAAGGGAUUAAACAGGGCGUAUUAGAUUUUUAUAAUGAUCAACAAGAAACAAGCGAGGCUAUAUACAAUAAAAUUAAAGAAAUUUUAUUAAAAAAUGACCUAGAUAUUAAGAAUGUAUCUAGUUAUUCAGCUGAUAAUGCAGCAGUGAAUUAUGGUAAAAAUGUAUCUGUCUUUCAAAAAUUAGCAUCUGAUAAUACAUCUUUAAUCAAAUCUAACUGUCAAUGUCAUGUAAUUCACAAUUCCGUUAAAACAGCAAGCAAAGCAUUUAAAUUUGACGUAGAGGCGUUUGUUAUAAAGGUCUUCAACGAGUUUUCGUCUUUUUCCAAAAGAACAGAAAAACUGAAAUCAUUUUUUGAAUUUGUUGAUAUUGAAUACAAAACACUUUUACGUCAUGUCCCUACCCGUUGGUUAACACUCUAUGAAGCGCUAGAUAGGCUACUAAACAAUUGGCCUGCAGUAAAAUCUUAUUUCGUCAGUGAAGGAGAGGAAAACUGUACACCGUUUUUGUGGAAGGUGUUUAAAGAAAAUGAUGACGACUCAUUUUAUUUAUGUAUUAUGUAUUUCUUUCAAAAUGUCAUGUUUAUGCUUCAGAAGGUUUUGUUGCAAUUAGAAAAUAAUAAGACAACUGCCAUAGAAUUAGAUGGUAUUCUAAAUAUGGUGAAGGAAAACAUAAGUCAGAGAUUAACUGAUAACUUUUAUGGCAGUAUGGCUGCUCAAAUUUUGAAACGACUAAAUGCAAAUAAAAAGAUUGAGUUUGAGAAGUGUGCAUCAAAGUUUUAUAACAAAGUUAUGGAAUACAUCAAUAAGUAUUACGAUUUUAAUGGAAGUAUCUUCAAACAAUUUGAUGCCUUAAACAUCAGAAAAGAAUUUUCUUGGGAAAAGAUUUUAAAUUUAGCACGUAUAUUGAAGGACUGUUUAGGUCUAAAUCUUGAUGAUAUGUACGAAGAUUUUUGUAGCAUAUCUAGAAUUUUAAAUCAAAAUCUGAAUAACAUAAAGAUAGACAUGAAGGAGGAUUCACUUGAUGUUACAUGGACGAAAUGCUUUAAAUUUCUAUCUGAUAACGAAAUUCAAGCCAAAGAAUUGAAAAGGCUGGAUUGGUCGGUUAAAUAUGAACAAGACGGCCCAGUCCAACCAAGAUUCGAAAUAAAUGCCCCCGACUUGUACAUACCUACGAUGGCAUACAUUACUUACGUCCUGAUAGCUGGAAUGGUUUUGGGGAUGCAGGAGAGAUUCUCCCCCGAACAAUUGGGAAUUUUGGCUUCCUCAGCUCUAGCCUGGUGUAUAGUUGAAUUAGUGGUAUAUUCCUGCACUCUAUAUUUAAUUCAUGUCGAGACUUCUUUAAGUACUUUAGAUCUGUUAGCAUACAUCGGGUAUAAAUUUGUUGGUACGAUUAUGAGCAUAGCUGUUUAUUUGGUUGGAGGUAAAACUGGCUAUUACAGUUAUUUAAUUUACGCCAACUUGGCCUUGGCUUUCUUCCUCAUAAGGUCGCUAAAGGCCCAAGUUCUCUCCGAGCCCAAUACACAACAACAAAACAGUUAUUACGGUGAACAACCCGUAGCGGGUAAUAAAAGGAGGUUAUAUUUUUUGCUGUUCGUAGCCGCAACACAACCUAUGUUAUCUUGGUGGUUGUCUUUUCAUUUAUUAAGCGGCCCCACUCCCAAAGUUGCUACACCAGGGUUUGCACCCCCGCAAACAUCUGCUUUUAUCCGCAAACAUCUCAUUUUAUCCGCGAACAUCUGCUUUUAUCCGCGAACAUCUGCUUUUAUCUGCAGAAAUCUCAUUUUAUCCGAGAACAUCUGCUUUUAUCCGAAAACAUCUGCUUUCAUCCGCAAACAUUUGCUUUUAUCCGCAAACAUCUCAUUUUAUCCGCAAACAUCUGCUUUUAUACGGUUUCACCCGCAAACAUGCUUUUAUCUGCAAACAUCUGAUUUUAUCCGCAAACAUCUGCUUUUAUCGGCAAACAUCUGCUUUUAUCCGCAAACAUCUGAUUUUAUACGCAAACAUCUGCUUUUAUCCGAAAACAUCUGCUUUUAUCCGACACAUCUGAUUUUAUCCGCAAACAUCUGA
Messenger RNA from Brassicogethes aeneus, 3101 nucleotides. The record is from the annotation of a GenBank genome assembly. Lineage: Eukaryota; Metazoa; Arthropoda; Insecta; Coleoptera; Nitidulidae.